Molecule: messenger RNA, 678 nt
Organism: Trematosphaeria pertusa
Lineage: Eukaryota; Fungi; Ascomycota; Dothideomycetes; Pleosporales; Trematosphaeriaceae
Exons: 1
Coding region: 1-342 (113 amino acids)
Source: RefSeq, a predicted model, not a curated record
AUGGCUACGACGCCGCCAUUGUCGCCCUUAAUUGCUGCUGCAAAGACAUCACGCGUGGAAGGCUGGAUCCAACAGCUCUCCAAACCAGCUUCAGCCCAGGCAGACGCUCUCUCCCCGCCGUCGACGCCCGAGAACCGCCCAUCGCUGAAGCGGAAGCAUGCGGCCUCUUCCGCACCCUGUACCUAUACAAUGUCGAUGCGCGCCACCAGUCCUAAGCGACCGAGACGCGAUACCAACACCAAAGUCCUGCCUACCCACAGCGUAUCAGCAGCUGGGGCGGCUUCGAAUGCGAGCGCGCUGGCCCUCAACAAGAAGAAUACCUUCAGUCCGCCUGGCAGCUAAGCCGGCACUAGAAGCCCUCGCUAAGCGAACAGCCCGUCGCGCGAUAGCAUUGCCGUGCUAGCUUCCGCAUCCCCUCCAACAAUAACGGAACCGAGCUCAGAGCUGAGGACACCGCCGCCGCGGAGAGUGAGGGAUGUCAUGGAGUGGCUGGACGACGGGCUGGACAGAGGGUGGAUACCAGGAUGGCUGCGGGAGCCAAUCGGGGAAGUCCAGGAUUUUGGGUAUCAAAGGAUUAAGCGUCAUGCCUGGGACGAGAGCACAGCGCGUAGCCUCUCGGACCUAGACCUUAAUAGCGAGGAGCGUGAAGAACUAGCGCAUGUACUCCGGAAGGUGAAG